Molecule: messenger RNA, 879 nt
Organism: Plasmodium knowlesi strain H
Lineage: Eukaryota; Apicomplexa; Aconoidasida; Haemosporida; Plasmodiidae
Product: 1-acyl-sn-glycerol-3-phosphate acyltransferase, putative
Exons: 3
Coding region: 1-879 (292 amino acids)
Biological process (GO): phosphatidic acid biosynthetic process
Cellular component (GO): endoplasmic reticulum
Molecular function (GO): 1-acylglycerol-3-phosphate O-acyltransferase activity
Source: RefSeq, a predicted model, not a curated record
AUGGAAGAACCCCAAAAAAAGAGAGACAAGCAAUCUAAUGUUGUCAUUAGGUUCAUUGGGACCGUUUACAUUUAUUUCCUCAUAGUAUUAGCAAUGACGCUUGCUCUUGUCUCGCAAAUAGUAUGCUUUGUUUUGUUCUUCCCCCUAAUUAUAUGCAGCAAAAAGGCGCGCGUAACGAUAUUUGGCUACUGCUUUAGGAUUUCCAUGUCCCUUAUAUUAUCCCCAUUGAAUCCAUUUUGGAAAUUAAAAAUAAUCAGGAAACCGAAGAAGGGAUACAACCCAUCCAAAACUCUCCUAUUUAUCAAUCACUUGUCUUCUCUAGACCCGUGGGUAAUGAAUUCAGCUACGGUACAAUGGAAUGUGAAGUACGUUUUUAAGGCCUCAUUAUUCCGAAUACCCAUUGCAGGACAGGCAUUAUACUUGGGAGGGGACAUUCCAAUUUAUUUUACCAAAGGGAAAGGUGGAUGGGAAGUUAAGCCAGGAAGUGUAGCGGAGGUUAUGAAAACAUGUAAAGAGUACCAAAAUAUGAACAUAGGAACAGUUGUAUUUCCAGAAGGAACACGUUCUCUUAGUGGACAGUUACAAUUUUUCAAACCAGGUUUUUUUAAAUUCGCAAUAGAAAAUAAUUGUGAAAUAUUGCCAUGUGCAUUACAUGGAACUCGAAAUUUGUGGAAAGUCAAAUCCAAGUUGUUCGAAAUCGGAACUGCGUAUUUAUCUUUUGGAGAGCCUUUUUAUCCGACCCCUGGAAUGACUGUCGAUGAGUUGAAAGAGAAAACGAGAAAUGCCAUUUUCGAAUUGAUUAAGCAAUUCCCCGAUUAUGAUCCAGAGACGGACAAAUUAGCAACUGAAAUGACGAGAUCGAGAGGACACGGCCUGUAG